Molecule: messenger RNA, 1464 nt
Organism: Volvox carteri f. nagariensis
Lineage: Eukaryota; Viridiplantae; Chlorophyta; Chlorophyceae; Chlamydomonadales; Volvocaceae
Exons: 7
Coding region: 1-1464 (487 amino acids)
Molecular function (GO): protein binding
Source: RefSeq, a predicted model, not a curated record
AUGAUAAACAUCACCAUGAGCCUGACAUCCUCGCAGCAACAACUGUCUGAAGCUUUUCGUAGCAAGGAUGGCAAGCUGCCAGAAAUUUUCCGUAUAUUGGCAGAAACUAAAGCUGCUCCGGACACGGCUGAAACUUGGAUUACGGCUGCAAAGAUUGCUUUGAGCAAGGAUGAACCAGAGCACUGCAAAGGGAUUCUCGAGGCCUUCCGGGAAAGCAACCAUGACAACCUAGCUGCCACUCUUCUCUUGUCGAAAGCAUGCCAACGUUUGGGGUCAGAGGAUGCACUGGAUGAAAGCGUCGUGUUAGCGAGGAAAGCCGUCAGCAUUGCAUCCGGCGCUGAAGACGUCCUACGCGCUUCAGUGCAGCUGGCCAUGUCGCUGGGUAACCGCGCCCGGCUUCGGACACGGCAACAAGUGGAGCGUCAGCAGGACAGGGACGAAGCUAUCCGGGUCUUAUCAUCUCUAGAAGCCCUGUCCUCCGCCUCCAGAGAGGCCGGCAGUAGCAAUCCACCCCCUGCAGCCGUCAGCAGUAGCAGCAGCAGCAGUGCUGACGUGGUGCAGGGGCUGUACACGAUCGCGCUGCUGCAGGCGGAGCACGGCGGCUCCCAAUUGAGAGCGGCCAAGGACUCGGCUGUGACGGCUUGGCAAGCGGCUCAGACGGCUGGGGAGUCGCAGCUAACCUCCCUCAGCCUGGUGCUGCUGUCCAACAUCCUGUCCGCGGGGUGGCCAGGCGCACAAGGCGGCGCUUGCAUGCCUGGCCCAGCAACACCAUCAUCACCAUCAUCACCACCACUGGGAGCAACACAACCCCCCUUUUGGAGCGACGUGUUGGUGUGGCGCCUGCGUUCCCGUCUGCUGGCGGCGCUGGAGGACACCGGGCCGUCGCUAGCUGCGCUUGUGACGGCCAAGAAGCUCCUGGCGGGCUGGUUGGAGCGGGGCGCGCUGCCGGCGGGGGUCACCAAGGCCACGGCGGAGGAAGAACUGGCCAAGGUAUGGGGUGAGCUCGCUGUAGCCAUGGCACACGCGGGCGGGGGCCAGGAGGCGGCGGAGGCCCUCGCGUCGAUUGACCAGGCACUGGCGCUGCGGCCCUGGGCUGCCGACACACGCCACUCGCUGGGUGCCGUACACGAAGCGCUAGGGCAGUACGACGAGGCUGCAGCGGCGUACGAUGACGCGCUGGCUUUGGAUCCGACGCAUGCGCCCACGUUGCUGCGAAAAGGUGCGCUGCACGUGCGCAACGGCAGCCGUCCCGACCUGGCGGCGGCUCGGGACCUCCUAGCGGAGGCGCUGCGCUACGACCCUCGCAACGCCGCCGGCUGGCACGAGCUUGGCCGCGUGGCCGCGGCGCUGGAGCAUAGGGCCCAGGCGGAGGAGCACAUGCUGAUCGCUGUACGACUGGCGUCAGAGGCCCCCGCAAUGCAGUUCAGCGAGCUGCCUAUGGGGCCGCCCACGUCAUCUGGGUGA